Messenger RNA from Carassius gibelio (silver crucian carp), 1737 nucleotides. RefSeq names its product NHL repeat-containing protein 3. The record is from RefSeq and is a predicted model, not a curated record. Gene Ontology annotation, molecular function: ubiquitin protein ligase activity; translation repressor activity; protein binding. The transcript is spliced from 7 exons. Lineage: Eukaryota; Metazoa; Chordata; Actinopteri; Cypriniformes; Cyprinidae. Gene Ontology annotation, biological process: proteasome-mediated ubiquitin-dependent protein catabolic process; protein polyubiquitination; negative regulation of translation. The coding region runs from base 83 to 1111 and encodes 342 amino acids.
AGGAGUCGUCACGUGAUCACAACAGGAAGCGUGGUGCUCUGCCGUCGGUGUGUGUUUGAUUGAUCGGUGAUCAUCGAUCUCUAUGAGAAGACGCAGCUGCUGCUGUUUGAUCGCUGUCACCAUGGCAAUACUCCUCUUCAUCAUCUUCAUCUGCGGCUCCAUCAGCUCUCGCGUGAGAGUAGAGUCCAGGUCUCAAGGUGAGGUCAGGGUUUCUGGACGAGCGCUGUAUAAGCUGGACAUCUCCUGGCCCAAGAACCCCGAGGUCUUCAGCGGUCAGGUGUUCGGCGCGGCGGUCAAUCAUGUGUCCGGUCUGGUGUAUGUGGCUCAGAGAGGUGAUAACAUUCCUAAAGUGCUGGUGUUCAGUACGGAUGGAGACUUCCUGCAGGCCUGGAACACCAGCAGCCUGGAGAUGCCUCAUGGGAUCUUCCUGGCCAACGCAUCCACGGAUCCCACGGUGUGGAUCACAGAUGUGGGGAACGGGCCGUACGGACACACGGUGAAGCAGUAUUCUCCAUCAGGGAAGCUGCUGCAGGUGCUGGGAUCUCCUGGGAAAGCCGGAUCGUCUCUCAGUCCGCUCCAGUUCGACCAGCCGGCUGAAAUCUUCGUCCACAGCUCUGGAGAGAUCUACAUCGUGGACGGAGACGGCGGCAUGAACAACCGUCUGAUCAAACUCUCCAGAGAUCUGCAGGUGCUGUGGAUGCACGGAGAGAAAGGACAGGGACUCGCUCAGUUCUACAUCCCUCACAGCGUAGCGGUCGACGGCUACCAGAGGGUGUGGGUCGCAGACCGAGGAAACAAGCGCAUCCAGGUGUUUAACUCGGUGACGGGUGACUGGCUGGGCUCAUGGGGCAGCUGUUUUAAAGAGGACGCACCGUACUCCGUCAGGCUCACGCCGGAUCAGAAGUAUCUAGUGGUGGCUGAGCUAAACACCAAUCAGAUCACUCUGCUGGAGGCUCCGCCCAUCGGCAUCAUCGGUCAGUGUCAGGUGGUCAGCAGCAUCCAGCUGGCCGAAGACGUGAAGCCGCACCUGCUGGACGUGGAUCUGAAGAACGCAGCGCUGUAUGUGGCUGAAAUCGGGGCCAAUCAGGCGCAGAAGUUCGUUCCUGUCUAGAUGACGUCCAGCACUCAUAUUAAUAUUCACUUUACAAUCAAACUCUGACGGAAUGAUUGAUUUAGAGGAAUAAAGGGAUCAGAGGAGAUGGUUUUAAAUCCACUAUAUUUCCACUGUUGUUUGUUGUGCGUAUGGUGUGUAUGUUUAAUCUUGGUGUUUUGGAGAAUAUAAUGUUGAUGUGAAUUUAUAUGAUAAAUUAAGCUUUGUAUAUUAAUGUAUUAUUCCUGUUUUUGACCUGUACACACACGACCCAAGCCUCACAGUCUGUGUGCCAUGAUCUUCUGAUGACACCUUCAUCAUGUUUAUUAGCGGUGAUCGUGUGAUGGUCGUGGUUUAGUGUAGCUUCACAGUGAUCCCGAUCGCCGUGUUAGUGAAAUCUUGAUCUGUUUACAUUCACUGGUGUUGGUGUGGAAUAAUGUUUGAAUCAAACUCGAUGUGUAUUUUGUGUAAAUAAAGACAUUUGUAUUUAGGCUUGGGGUUGUGGGAAUGAUUCAGUUUUAAGAUCAAGUCAAGUCUCCUUUAUUUGUAUAGUGCUUUCUCAGUAUUUCUGUCUUGUUUUCCAGUGCAUGUGUCUAAAGAUUCUUAAAUUAAAAAAUCAUUUACUGGAUUAAAGAAAUGAGAAGAGA